AUGCAUUCAUCUGAGCAGCCUAAACAGGAAUUUUACUCAAGGAAACUCAAGAAGGAACAUUGCCACACCAUCCUGUUCAACACCCUCAAUCGUACAGACAGCUGUGCUCUGGGGGCAGAUGACUGGAGCUCUGGGACCCACAGCUGUCUCUGUGAGCAGCAAUGAUUUGUGUGCUUGAGAAACCCAGAGAGAACCUGCCAGGCAGCCAAUGAAGUGUUACUAAAAAACAUUUUUCAUAGGAACCACCUGUCAGGUUUGGAUCAGUUUUUACUUCAUAGGAGUCACUGGGUCCCGCUCAUCAUCCUGGGUCUCGCACAAGAGCACGUAACAUUCGAGGUGGCCAAUUUCCCCACAAGGAGCUUCCUUUGCAAGAUCUUGCUGCAGGACCAAAAUGAUGACAACAAACAUUGUCUAAGAAACCUGGCAGCAGUGCAGAAUCUCAGAUCAUGCUUGGACAAACUCUGGAGGCUUGAUCUCACUCCUAAAGAAUAUGUGCAUCUCAAGGAUACAAUAUUAUUUAACCCAGAUGUUCCUGGGCUGAUGAACUGCAAGCUCAUUGAGAAGCUUCAUAGGGAAUCUCAGCAACUUCUCCAUCAAGUCAUUUACACACUUCAUCCACAGGACCACAGUCGACUGCCCAGUGUCCUGCUAACAGCUUCGUCACUACACACCGUAGCUCAAAACUUUGUUGAACUGUUUUUCUCACGUGUGAUUGGUCAGAUAAACAUUUUUUUCAGUACACCUCAGUCUUUACUCCACUAGUCUUAGUUAUUAGUAAAGAGCAAGCCAGAGGUGACAUGGUGAGGAAAACCCACCUGAGAUGAAACCUUGAGAAGAACCAGAUUCAAAAUGCAAAAUGCUACAUGCAUACCUUAUCAAUCAAUCAAUCAAUCAAUCAAUCAAUCAAUCAAUCAAUCAAUCAAUCUCUCUCUCUCUCUUUCUCUCUCACAUCCAUCCUGAUGCCCUACCCCUGGUUGGAGUCUCAUCUCUUAGUGGUCAUUCUACUGGUGAUAGAUUUGCACAGACAGCCCUUGACCCAUGGGUUGGCAUCUUUGUGCUCAGGUCUUCAUCAGUGAAUAUUUGAAGUUAAGUUAAGAAUUAGUGUUAAGUCUGUAAUGGACUCAGUAAUGAACACUGACCUGUUAGUUCAUCAGGAGCUCUUGGUUACACAAUUCCACUGGACUAUACACUGUUGUAGAAAUGACUAUUAACAUUGACAUUAUUUCCUGUCCAGUGUCAAUCAAAUGAGGAUGAGAAAACCACUCAUAACCACUCAUAACCACUGAGCUACCGGCAGACUGGAUGAUAUAGAGUGAGCGUGAUUAACACAAAAAACUCACGUGUGACGUCUCAUGAGGACGUUGGUGCGAGUGUGUUGCUUUUGAAUCGUGUUGUAUGAAAUCUAAUUGUGUUAAUGUUUUAAUGUCAUUCGGUUCAAACACCUCGAACACCUAUUAAUUUGAGUUCAGUCGAUUCAACAAGCUUUUUUUUUCCAGGUAUCAGAUUUUCUUGUCAUGCUGCAUGUUUUGUGAGAAAAAGCUGUAAAGUGAAGUGGAAAUUACUGGAGAUGUUUAAAUUGUGACUAAAUAAUGAAUGACCUAAAGCACUUAUGUAUUUAGGUCCUUAAUACUUACGUACUAUGCAUUCAUUUUCUCCUGACUUAAACUCGUCAGACCAGUUGAGCGUGUGUGUAUGUGUGUGUGUAUAUGUGUGUGUUUGUGUGUAUGUAUGUGUUUGUGUGUGUGUGACUCUGCAGGCGACCAUGUUACGUAUCUGAGUGUUAGUUUAUCCCUUGCUGCGUGUGGUUUAGUCUCCUUGUAUAAUCCUGUACAGUCACUGAGACACACUGGGUUCCAGUAUCCCAUCCUUAUUCUA
This is a messenger RNA of Tachysurus fulvidraco (yellow catfish), 1875 nucleotides long. RefSeq names its product nuclear receptor subfamily 0, group B, member 2b (gene nr0b2b). Gene Ontology annotation, cellular component: nucleus; cytoplasm. Gene Ontology annotation, biological process: circadian rhythm; negative regulation of transcription by RNA polymerase II. Gene Ontology annotation, molecular function: transcription factor binding; transcription corepressor activity. The record is from RefSeq and is a predicted model, not a curated record. NCBI's taxonomy places the organism in Eukaryota, Metazoa, Chordata, Actinopteri, Siluriformes, Bagridae.